This is a messenger RNA of Suillus bovinus, 912 nucleotides long. Its product is annotated as proline-specific peptidase. Gene Ontology annotation, molecular function: peptidase activity. The record is from RefSeq and is a predicted model, not a curated record. Lineage: Eukaryota; Fungi; Basidiomycota; Agaricomycetes; Boletales; Suillaceae. Gene Ontology annotation, biological process: proteolysis. The coding region runs from base 1 to 912 and encodes 303 amino acids. The transcript is spliced from 2 exons.
AUGGCUGAGAUUUCAGGAAAAGUACGUUUCAAAGUAGGAGACGGCGCGUACCAGACUUGGUACAAAAUCGUCGGCGAUCUUGCCUCAGGUGCACACCCUCUCAUCGUGCUCCACGGCGGUCCUGGCGUCUCCCAUGAGUAUAUGACGCCUCUCGCUGAACUUUACAACAAAUGCAACAUCCCCGUCAUCUUUUACGACCAGAUCGGUAUCGGCAAGUCCAUUUUUGAAGGUGUGGCGGAGAAGCCCAAAGAGUUUUGGACAGUCGAUCUGUUCAUGGACGAGCUGGACAACCUUAUCGCCCACCUUCGUGUCCAGAAUGGUUUCGCUCUUCUGGGUCACUCCUGGGGAGCGAUGAUGGGAGCACACUACGCCAGCCACAGACAUCCUGUGGGUCUCAAACACCUCAUCCUCACUAGCGGAGCCCCAUCAAUGGCAUUGUGGGAACAAAGCACCGGCCAGUUGCUGAAAGCGCUGCCAGCGAAUGUGAGGGAGACGAUUGAGAGGCAUGAAAAAGCGGGGACGACGGAUAGUCCUGAAUAUCAUCAAAUGAUGGGUAUCUUCUAUGAAAAGCACGUUUGCAAGACACCCUGGCCAAAGGUGAUGGAGACAUCGUUUGCGGCCAUGAUGCAACAUCCCACUGUGUAUCAGACGAUGAUUGGACCGUCAGAGUUCACGAUUACGGGCACGCUGAAGUCAUGGACGUGUCUGGAACAGAUUCACACGAUUACGGUUCCUACUCUGGUCACGAACGGUGUGAUGGACGAAGCGCAGGAUGUCUGCGUCAGUCCUUUCUUCCAGAGGAUUCCGCAUGUUAAGUGGGCUCAGUUCUCCCAGCGCCACAUGCCGUUCUUGGAGGAGGAGGACCAGGCGAGAUACCUUCAAGUGGUGGCUGAUUUUCUGACGUAUCCUUGA